Molecule: messenger RNA, 2625 nt
Organism: Wyeomyia smithii (pitcher-plant mosquito)
Lineage: Eukaryota; Metazoa; Arthropoda; Insecta; Diptera; Culicidae
Gene: fu
Product: serine/threonine-protein kinase fused
Exons: 5
Coding region: 145-2526 (793 amino acids)
Biological process (GO): protein phosphorylation
Cellular component (GO): cytoplasm
Molecular function (GO): protein kinase activity; ATP binding
Source: RefSeq, a predicted model, not a curated record
UGUUCGAAUCACGGAUGAAUAUUUUUUCAGAUUUCAAACAAAUUUUCUUUUCUUUGGGCAGUUGCAAAUAUUUUUCAAAAACAUCUGGCAUCUCCGAUUAGUAUUCAACUGUUAUUUGUUUUUAUUCAUUGCACUGAUAACAAGAUGUACAAGUAUGCUAUCAAGAACCUCGUAGGAGAAGGAUCUUUUGGAAAAGUUUACAAAGCUAUCAAUAAGGACACUGAAACUACAGUAGCUUUAAAAAUCAUAAGCAAGCGCGGACGAUCUGCACGAGAAUUGAAAGGUCUUCGCGGAGAAUGCGAAAUCCAACGGAAUCUACAGCAUCCUAACAUAAUUCGUAUGUUAGAUUCAUUCGAAACAGAAAAUGAAAUAGUUGCAGUUACUGAAUUUGCUGGUACUGAUCUUCACAGUUUACUUCGACACGGUUCAUUAGGCGAACCGGAAACGCAAAGAAUUACUCAUGAUCUAGUGUCUGCUUUAUAUUACCUUCAUUCACAUCGGAUUCUGCACAGAGACUUGAAACCACAAAACAUUCUUCUAGACAACACUAAAAAAGCUAAAUUGUGUGAUUUUGGGUUUGCUCGUAACAUGACUAUGGGAACUCACGUCUUAACUUCAAUCAAAGGAACUCCUCUCUACAUGGCACCAGAGCUACUAGAAGCAAAACCUUAUGAUCACCACGCAGAUCUAUGGUCACUUGGUUGCAUAAUAUAUGAAAUGCUAGCAGGCGAGCCACCCUUUAGCUCAUCAUCCAUGAUUCAUUUAGUUCGUUUAAUUCGAAACCAGUAUAUAAAGUGGCCAAGCUUUCUCACCGUAAAUUGCAUUUCUUUUGUACAAGGUUUAUUAGAGACAGAUCCAGCCAAUCGAAUGCCAUGGGUGAACAUAAUUACUCAUCCAUUUGUCAAAGGCCAUAUUAUCAUCCUGAAAGAAGAUAUUCCUGAGUCCCCAUUCACGAAUCCGCUCACGAUUUCACAAACUGAUGAGAAAAGGAAGCAAACGAAUCGGAUUAUUUUUGGGGAAACGUACGGCUGUUCCCCUUCUCGCAAUCAACGUCAUUCCAAAGCUUUCACACAUUCCACUGAGGAAGAUCUAGCGUCUUCUAAAGACAGUUUGAACGUGAUCUUACAAAGUGAUAUGGAAUAUAUCGAAACAGAUGUUGAGGACUCUGCGGUAAGGUCUCUGGAACCUGUAUCAACUGUAGAAGAAAGUAAAAUUAAAAUUAAUAAGAAGGAACCGAAAAGAUUAAAUGAAGAAUGCUGUUUAGUAGAAUAUCAUCACUCUCUUGGUGAUAAUGUGGAGUUCUUGCAAGGAAAUGCUAACUUGGUUCUAAAUAAUUACAAUGAUAAUUUUCCGGUGCUAGAUAAGUCUGCUCAAAAGCCUUUUUCCCCAAAUGAAUUAGCAAAUCGAUUGAAAAGUAUAAACUUAGAAACCCAAUCAAUGUGGUUCAAAUCGCAUGAGCUAGAACGUAGAAAACUUAGUCAAAAUAUUGACAAUUUUUCUAUUCGUUUAGAAUUGGAACGGAAAACGCAAGGUGUCCAUGAAAAAUCAAUUCCAGAGCUACCUGAGAGUGAGGGAAAAGCAGAAAAGAUUACUCCAACGCUGUUGCCUGGUUGGGACUCUUGUGAUGAAUCGCAAAAUCCUCCAAUAGAAAAUGAAGAAUGGUUGGUAUUUCUUCAAAAAUCUAUGCAAGAAAUUUUAGACGGAGAACUCGAUUCUUUGAAACAGCAAAAUUUCGUCAGUAUAAUUGUAGCUCCCCUAAGAAAUUGUCGUGCAAGCGCGAAGGUUAUUGAAAAUGUGGCACACCUUUUAGGUUUACCAUUGGCAAUAGACGCUCCACCGGCAAUAAUUCAUGGUAUAGUGCGAGUGUAUGCGGAGCUUAAAUUAGUUCCCAAUCUGGUAUAUGCAUCAAAACUGCUUUGUACUACAAAUUUAAGCUCUUCGAACAGUGAAAGUCAGCUAUCUUCAACUCCUGUAAACCAAAAAACUCGGUCGGAAGAUUCCAUAUGGCAAUUUACUCUACCAGACAACGAAAAAGUAAAAACAUUAACAGCUCUUUACGAAUUGAUAUGUUACCUUAUUCAUUCAGGAGAAAUAUUUUUAAAUCAGUUUUGUGAUGCUAUUGAGAUUUUAGGCGUGAAAAAACUGUUUGUGAGUUUCAUUAAUGCAGCUAGAGUUAAUGAGAUCUACGUGCGACUGAGUUGCUCGAUAUUAGCUGUACUGAACUGUGCUUUGCGAGAGUUACCGGAAAAUGCGGAGAUCAUUGAGCACAUCGUUUUCCACGAGAACGUCUCACUUCUGCAUUUACUAAAUCAUCGCGAUUCAGUUCUGAGGCACAGAACGUGUAUGUUACUAAGAAUUUUAGCGAGAUUCAGUUGUUUAGCGUUACAGAAACAUUGGACUAAAGAUAUAAAAGAAUCUCUGGAAAUACUCUUGGAGGAUCAAAAUCAACAAGUGAAAACAGAAGCCAAAUGUGCCCUCGAUGAGUUUAGAUAUCUUUCUUUUAUUGCCGACGAGACUGCCUAUUGAAUGUUUCUCAUAGUUAUUAAAAGUAUUUUUUUCUGAGUUGUACGCUGAUUUUUUUGUAAUCUUAAACGAAUGAGUAAAAGUUUGAUAUAUUUAUGCAAA